This is a messenger RNA of Ophidiomyces ophidiicola, 909 nucleotides long. RefSeq lists its product as uncharacterized. The coding region runs from base 1 to 909 and encodes 302 amino acids. Lineage: Eukaryota; Fungi; Ascomycota; Eurotiomycetes; Onygenales; Onygenaceae. The transcript has 3 exons. The record is from RefSeq and is a predicted model, not a curated record.
AUGUUUGAUCUUCCGAAUGCAAAACGCGUUUGCCGGGCAGACCUCGAAUCCCUCCGUUCAUCGCGCUCUCCAUCUCCGAUCACAAUAGAAACAGCGAAAUACGCCGCGAAUGCCCUAAAAAAUGUCUAUGCGUCACUGGACAUCCUACACCCAGAGAGUAACAGCGCAGUGCCUGCGCCGUUGAAUAGAGACGAUGAGGAAGAACAGGAAUUUGAAUUCAGGCUUUUCCGCUCGAAGACCUCAGACGAACAGUCAAGUAAAAUAGAUACGGGAGGUGACGGUGUCGAGCAAGUCACCAAGAGACGCCCGGCUCUACAGAAAUUGAAAAUCAGGCUUCGUUCGCCCUCUCCCGCCGCCGCGGGGGAAGGAGGAUUUGUCGUCCCUUUUAGGGGCUGGGAUUACUAUUUCUCCAACCCUGAGGCGAUUUUACAUACAUUUCCUAGCAGCAAUAAACAACCAGUACAUAGUGUACCGGGUUGUAAAUCAAAGGACCUGCAAGACUCGACGAUCAAACGGCAAUUCCUGGAGGCUGCCGUGACUUCGGAAGAAGUCCUUGCGGCGGCUAAAUCUACUACUUGGCCUGGAUGCAAUCUUCCAUGGCGCGUGAUACACCUUCCUGCUCGCAGUUCCGCUGCCGUCCUUCCUGUGUCUGGAUGUUGUGAUCCAAUAGUAGCCCUAGGUUCGCUAGGAAAAACUAAGAAGAAAAAGCCAGGCAAGAAAAGACGAAUAGUUCUUCGCAAACGUGUCGUCGCUAAAGUCGCGGCUGAAGUGGCUGAUAAAGAGAAGAGAACGAGACGCAACCGAGAGAAGAAGAUCAAACGCAGGCAAAAAGAGCGGGAGAAAAAGGCGGCCCUACAAAUAUCUAUCAAUGGUAAUGCUUCUAGUGAAGCCGUGGAUGACGAGCCAUGA